AAAGUGCAGUUUUUUUCUUCUUCUCAUCAGUCAUCACCCAACCCCAAGACGACACAAAUCCAGAAGAAUUCGCUCAUCGUCCCGUUUGAAAUUCCAUCUACGGAGCUGCAAAAGAAUCCGACGAUCCAUUCUUCCCCAUCUUUCUAUUGACUGCCGGAGAGGACAUUCGCCAUGGCCAUGAUGGUACUCGACGUUGAUCCGAAGGCCGACUCCGGUUUUCCGUGCUGGAAUCCUGUCCGCCGUCGCUUCGCGCCGGAGUCUCCUUUCUUCGAAUCUGGCAACAUUGAGCGCGAGCUUCUCGCCAAACAGAUUGCGCUGGAUUUAGGUGAGGAAGAGAAGCAUCAACUAUGGCGUCUGCUGGAUGAAGACUGCAAGGAUCUUUUCUGUCCCAUUGUUGGCUGUCGGGCACGUUUGACAUCUCUGGAGAACUUCGAAAACCACUAUAACUCGCAGCACGCUGCAGCCUGUUCAGUAUGCUAUAAAGUCUACCCAACUUCUCGCCUACUCAGCAUACAUAUAUCCGAAGCACAUGAUUCCUUCUUCCAAGCUAAAGUUGCUCGUGGUUAUCCCAUGUAUGAAUGCUUGGUGGAAGGCUGUGGGUUGAAGUUCAAGAGCUACAAGAGCAGGCAACGGCAUUUGGUCGACAAGCAUAACUUCCCAAGUUCAUACGAUUUCUUCAAGAACAAGGCAUCCCAUCACCCGUCCAAGAAAGCUAGGGAGAAGAAGAUCCACCGCAAACAAGCUGCUACGACAGACAGACGCGAGGAGACUGAGGAAGAGGAGGAAGGGACGACGAGUCAAAAAAUGGACGUGGAAGGUGAAGCCAGCGUCGACAGCCUAACUUCAGCACUCUCCAACCUGACCACCGGUUCCACCCCUUCUUCAGUAUCAUUUGGUCGACGCAACCCUCGUGGACUCACAUUCGUCCCUCGAUCUGUUCAUCAGCGCAAUACCAAGAAGCCGGAGGAUUCAACCCCACCACCAUAGAGGGUCUCCCAGCAUUUUGUGGUUCAUACAACCUUGUGAUGGGUAGUAGUUCAUAUCGUAUUAGUAUUACAUGGGCAUAGCUUCAUUAAAGCUUUCAGGUCCUUUCCCACACUGUCACACUGGCUAAACUCUCUGCUCUCACCCUUAUUGUAUUGAGCUUAUUGUAUUCACCACUGUAUUGUGGCACGUUAUGUAAUUCUUUGUAUUGAAGAAGGAUACUGAUGUCCUAUCAGAUGACGUGGUUGCACAGACUUGAAAGAGAUUAGUAUCCGAACGGGAACGGAAAGCAAAUGAAUAAAAAGAUCUUCUACAUAAAUGGUCACUAAAGUUUGAG
Messenger RNA from Linum tenue, 1321 nucleotides. The record is from the annotation of a GenBank genome assembly. NCBI's taxonomy places the organism in Eukaryota, Viridiplantae, Streptophyta, Magnoliopsida, Malpighiales, Linaceae.